CGGUGGUCAGGUGACCCGCAGCAGGCAGGCCAUUCUCGGCUUCCCCUGGCUUUGGCUCCAAUGUCGGAGGUGUUUGUGCCUGGAAGAAAUGGACUCUGGCAAUGCAAGAAUUUAAUCAUUCAGAGGUCCGAACAGUUGACUCCGUGAAUGGCGCCAAAACAGGACCCUAAGCCUAAAUUUCAAGAAGGUGAAAGAGUCCUGUGCUUUCACGGGCCAUUGCUCUAUGAAGCAAAGUGUGUCAAGAUCAACGUAAAGGAUAAGCAGAUUAAAUACUUCAUUCAUUACAGCGGAUGGAACAAAAACUGGGAUGAAUGGGUUCCUGAAAGCAGAGUUCUCAAAUAUGUGGACAGCAACCUUGCCAAACAAAAAGAGCUUCAAAAGGCCAAUCAGGAUCAUUAUGUUGAGGGAAAGAUGAGGGGUUUAGCGCCAAGUAAGAAGAUUGCUGCUGUGCAGCAGAAAAAUGUUGAUCUGAAAGUGAAAAAGGCAAAACAGAAGACCCCAGGGCCGGGUGAAGGUACCAGCAGCGGCGAGAUGCCCCAGGGGCCACGAAAGAAGAGGGCUCGGGUUGAUCCCACAGUGGAGAGUGAGGAGAUGUUCACCAACCGUGUGGAAGUGAAGGUGAAGAUCCCCGAGGAGUUGAAACCCUGGCUGGUGGAUGACUGGGACCUCAUUACCCGACAGAAACAGUUAUUUCAUCUGCCCGCUAAGAAGAAUGUAGAGACCAUCUUGGAGGACUAUGCAAACUACAAGAAAUCAAAAGGAAACUCGGACAAUAAGGAAUACGCUGUGAGUGAAGUGGUGGCAGGGAUCCGGGAGUACUUCAACGUCAUGCUGGGCACUCAGCUGCUUUACAAGUUUGAGAGGCCGCAGUACGCCGAGAUCCUGGCUGAACACGCGGAUGUGCCGAUGUCUCAGGUGUAUGGAGCACCGCACCUGCUGCGUCUGUUUGUUCGUAUUGGAGCCAUGCUUGCCUACACUCCCCUGGAUGAGAAGAGUUUGGCUCUGUUGCUCAGUUACCUCCAAGAUUUCCUCAAGUACCUGGUAAAGAAUUCAUCCACCCUUUUCAGUGCCAGCGACUAUGAGGUCGCACCCCCAGAGUACCACCGCAAAGCUGUGUGAGAGCUCUCAGCAAACCUCUCUCCUAUUGAGACACCUCAUCCCACUCUCCCAGACCACGACUGAAAUAUCCGUGACUACCCUUUGGAUCGCAGUCUUUGGCGAUAUUUUUCACUUGAACUGAUUUGCUUCCCCCGCCAGGGUCUCAGGAGCUCGUCACGGUUAAGAAGAAAAAAAAAUUGUGAAACCUUUUUAACUGAGUCACUUUCUUUUCUUUAUAUUCUUUCCCCUUUUCCUUUUCAUGUCCCUUUUUUUUUUUUUUUUUUUUUGUUGGAAAGGUCAUAUACAAGUGUGGUUCUUCAUCGUCCAUUACCACAGAGCAGCUCUUCUGUGUUUUUGUGCAUUCCAGCUGAUAGAUAUUUGUUGCAUGUGGGUAUUUAUUGGUGUUUCUUCGGUCAAAUGAGGUGCAGUUUAUUGCUGAUCCACAGUCGGCGUUCAGCUGUUAAUGUUUUUGUAUCUGUAUCUUGUGUAUUUGUAUCAGUUUGUAAAAAGAAAAAAAUAUAUAUAUGUUUAUACACAGUGUC
This is a messenger RNA of Oreochromis aureus, 1640 nucleotides long. Its product is annotated as mortality factor 4-like protein 1. Gene Ontology annotation, cellular component: NuA4 histone acetyltransferase complex; nucleus. Lineage: Eukaryota; Metazoa; Chordata; Actinopteri; Cichliformes; Cichlidae. Gene Ontology annotation, biological process: regulation of DNA-templated transcription; chromatin organization. The transcript has 12 exons. The coding region runs from base 148 to 1119 and encodes 323 amino acids. The record is from RefSeq and is a predicted model, not a curated record.